CUGGGGCGGGACGGCGUGCGGAGGAAAGACUGGCACGACUACGAGGCAAUCAGGAGAGACGCUGCUCGCUCUGGUAGGAUAGAACUUCAGGAAGUCCCUCCCCCAUAUUCCCUUUUAGUUUGAGGUUUGAAGCCCAAGACUAAUAUACUACGAUAACAAAUGAUUCCUCACAAUACAUUUCUAUGCGUGUAGGAACAUGAGUUUUUCGAAGUGUGAUUGUAGCACAAAGCCAUUAAAACUGAUGUGCUCGACAGACUGCAAGACAUAUCCAAGUUCCUUAUGGUUCAUUCAGCAGGUACUGUACUUCAGACUGACGAUAUUUUACCUGACGUUAAGUCCAGAUACUUUCACGGUCUGUCAGAGAGAAAAGCAGAUGGAUGGCGCAAGGCAUUUUGUCCCAAGUCUUCCUCAGACAGCAUUGUUACACUCAUGUCUGUUCUGUUCUCUCUCUGUGUGUGUGUGUGUGUGUGUGUGUGUGUGUGUGUAGGUAACGGCGAGCAAGGGAAGCCCUUUCCGCUGACCGACGCUGACCGGGUGGACCAGGCCUACAGGGAGAAUGGGUUCAACAUCUACGUCAGCGAUAGGAUCUCCCUCAAUCGCUCUGUCGCAGACAUCCGGCACCCAAAGUGAGUGUGUGUCUGUUUCUCUUUUAAAUUACACCACUUGUCAACAAACACAUUCCUCCCAAAGGAUAAGUAUAUUUGUUUCACAUGCUCCUGAUGAUGCAUAAGUAAAAUACCUGUGAGCAUUAGGUGGAAGGUGUUUUUCUCCUAAUAGCAUUGUCAUUUGUAUUUCAUUCCUAUUUGAAGAUGUAGCUACUUUCCUUAUAAGCCAAUGGGACAAUGCUUUAGCUUUAAUCAUGCAUUUAGCUUUCUUUCAAAUCACUGUUGUGUCGGUGCCAUGGAUCCUCUGCUUAUACUAAAUAGUGGGAAAACUGGUCUAUCUCUGACACAUGAGCACAGUUUUUUCCCAGAGGACAUACUUGUCUGACUAUGCACCUCUUCCCUACUUACUCUCUCUCCUCUCCAAACUCUGUCAUUUUUCUCUUCAUGUCCUUUACAAAGAAAGGAGCUGUCAAUUGGGACCUUGAGUUGCCUUUACCUUCACAACGCAGCAGGAGUCCAACCUUCCAUUCCUCUUUGCGUUGUUCACAGUGACAAUCUUUUCAGUUUAGACCCUUCGAAUUAUUUUGCAUCUACAGUAUCUCACAAAAGUGAGUACACCCCUCACAUUUUUGUAAAUAUUUGAGUAUAACUUUUUAUGUGACAACACUGAAGAAAUGACACUUUGCUACAAUGUAAAGUAGUGAGUGUACAGCUUGUAUAACAGUGUAAAUUUGCUGUCCCCUCAAAAUAACUCAACACACAGCCAUUACUGUCUAAACCGCUGGCAACAAAAGUGAGUACACCCCUAAGUGAAAAUGUCCAAAUUGGGCCCAAUUAGCCAUUUUCCCUCCCCGGUGUCAUGUGACUCGUUAGUGUUACAAGGUCUCAGGUGUGAAUGGGGAGCAGGUGUGUUAAAUUUGGUGUCAUCGCUCUCACACUCCCUCAUACUGGUCACUGGAAGUUCAACAUGGCACCUCAUGGCAAAGAACUCUCUGAGGAUCUGAAAAAAAGAAUUGUUGCUCUAAAUAGAUGGCCUGGGCUAUAAGAAGAUUGCCAAGACCCUGAAACUGAGCUGCAGCACGGUGGCCAAGACCAUACAGCGGUUUAACAGGACAGGUUCCACUCAGAACAGGCCUCGCCAUGGUCGACCAAAGAAGUUGAGUGCACGUGCUCAGCGUCAUAUCCAGAGGUUGUCUUUGGGAAAUAGACGUAUGAGUGCUACCAGCAUUGCUGCAGAGGUUGAAGGGGUGGGGGUCAGCCUGUCAGUGCUCAGACCAUACACCGCACACUGCAUCAAAUUGGUCUGCAUGGCUGUCGUCCCAGAAGGAAGCCUCUUCUAAAGAUGAUGCACAAGAAAGCCCGCAAACAGUUUGCUGAAGACAAGCAGACUAAGGACAUGGAUUACUGGAACCAUGUCCUGUGGUCUGAUGAGACCAAGAUACACUUAUUUGGUUCAGAUGGUGUCAAGCGUGUGUGGCGGCAACCAGGUGAGGAGUACAAAGACAAGUGUGUCUUGCCUACAGUCAAGCAUGGUGGUGGGAGUGUCAUGGUCUGGGGCUGCAUGAGUGCUGCCGGCACUGGGGAGCUACAGUUCAUUGAGGGAGCCAUGAAUGCCAACAUGUACUGUGACAUACUGAAGCAGAGCAUGAUCCCCUCCCUUCGGAGACUGGGCCGCAAGGCAGUAUUCCAACAUGAUAACGACCCCAAACACACCUCCAAGACGACCACUGCCUUGCUAAAGAAGCUGAGGGUAAAGGUGAUGGACUGGCCAAGCAUGUGUCCAGACCUAAACCCUAUUGAGCAUCUGUGGGGCAUCCUCAAACGGAAGGUGGAGGAGUGCAACGUCUCUAACAUCCACCAGCUCCGUGAUGUCGUCAUGGAGGAGUGGAAGAGGACUCCAGUGGCAACCUGUGAAGCUCUGGUGAACUCCAUGCCCAAGAGGGUUAAGGCAGUGCUGGAAAAUGAUGGUGGCCACAAAAUAUUGACACUUUGGGCCCAAUUUGGACAUUUUCACUUAGGGGUGUACUCACUUUUGUUGCCAGCGGUUUAGACAUUAAUGGCUGUGUGUUGGGUUAUUUUGAGGGGACAGCAAAUUUACACUGUUAUACAAGCUGUACACUCACUAAUUAACAUUGUAGCAAAGUGUCAUUUCUUCAGUGUUGUCACAUGAAAAGAUAUACUCAAAUAUUUACAAAAAUGUGAGGGGUGUACUCACUUUCGUGAGAUACUGUAUAUCUGAGUGUGUUCUACGAGUGUUCUAUGUCUAUGAGGACAGUUACAAAACCCUAACCAAUACUCUGACCUUCUAUUCCCCAGCUAUGCUUUCAGUGGGGAAUCAAUUGUGACCGACCGGCUCGAUUCGGUCUUGUGGCAAAAUUUGAAAUUGUGUUUUUUUACAUGGGAUAAAACUAGUGACUUGGAGCUAGAAAAUUGUAUAUCAUACACUACAGUUGAAGAACAAUGGGAAAGUAAUUCCGCUUUGAAAAUUGAUCAACUUGUAACCCCACUUCUGAUAUAAUGGGCCUUGAAUGUUUUUGUACAUGUACUGGAGAGCUGCUCUUUGUCUACACCCAUUCAGCUUGUUCACUCCCGCUUAAGCCCCACCCAUCUUUUUAAGGAUUCACAUGCAUGACAUCAGAAGCCUGGUGGUCCAAAAUAGCAUAACUGGUGUAUUUUAACACCAAUAAACCCAACCUGCAAUGAAAAUGACUUUCUGACAGAAUUAGAAACGUAUAAUAUCUGAAAAUGUUGCUAGCUAGACUCUUACCUGUAUACAUGGAUGAACGCUUCUCCCUCUGUCACGGAUGCCAUGGUUGCCCUUAGUUUGAAGAUGUCAUCCGUAGACAGGUGUUUUAUACAACAGCCUUCUGUAUGUUCUCUUUUCGACUCCCUCCGCAUAUUUGCAAUCACCUCCCAGAAUUUUCUCCAUCUUCUUAGCUAUCAUACUCUGCUUCUACUGAUUUCAAAACUCUCCAGAAAGUGGAGAGCAACACUUUUGUAGUUAUUUGUGAUAGCUUUAAAAAAAACUGUGUUAAAGGAUUACCAACACAUACUGAGCAGCCCUUUGUUAUAGACAGAAGCUUGCUUACAUGGCAGACCAAUCGGAACUCCUCUCUCGGCAUGACCAGCCCAACCAUUAUCUCAGCCAAUCAUGGCUAGAGGGAAGGUUCCUGUCUUUUUCCGUGGCUAAACCAACUAGGCUCGUAAUUUAACAAUUUAUUCGUAUUUACAGAUGGCAUACAAGUUUGUUAUUAAGACACAUGAAAGUUCACAUGUUCCAGAAGGCAAAAACACAUUUUGAUAAAAAUGUUCACGUUCAAAUCCCUCUCCUGUGAAGAAGUGAGGCGCGACAUUUGCCUAGUUUCCUGAAAUGAGUCACAAUUUCCUUCCACUUAUCUUGUUGCUGUGUAUCAUUACAACAUGUUAUAAAAUAUGAACCACCACCACAUCUUUUGGCCCCUUUCUGUAUACACCUGAAUCAGCUGACGUCGAUGUGAGCAGUUAAAGAUGCAGUCUGGGGAUCUUAAGCACAACAAAUUCCUAACAUUGUUUGAGUUGGAUUCGUAACAUAUCAUACAAAUUGGAUGACAUAGUACACAAAAACGGGGACCGGUUUUGGCUCAUAAGCACCACUUAAAAAAGUACUUCUUGAAAUUAUACAAAAGUUCCGGACUUCACUUUAAAUGUAGGCAUAUUUUUAAUUUUUUUUUAUUUAACCAGGGAAGCUAGUUGAGAACAAGUUCUCAUUUACAACUGCGACCUGGCCAAGAUAAAGCAAAGCAGUGUGAUUAAAAACAAUAAACAAAACGUACAGUCAAUAACACAAUAGAAAAUCUAUAUACAGUGUGUCUGGAAAAUCUAUAUAAUGUGAGUCUGGAAGGAGAGUUUACGGUCUAACCAGACACCUAGGUAUUUGUAGUUGUCCACAUAUUCUAAAUCAGACCCGCCGAGAGUAGUGAUUCUAGUCGGGCGGGUGCAAGCAGCGUUCGAUUGAAGAUGCAUGAAUUUGGUUUUACUAGCGCUUAGUAGCAGUUGGAGGCCACGGAAGGAGUGUUGUAUGGCAUUGAAGCUCGUUUGGAGGUUUGUUAACAGUGUCCAAUGAAGGGCCAGAUGUAUACAAAAUGGUGUCGUCUGCGUAGAGGUGGAUCUGAGAGUCACCAGCAGCAAGAGCGACAUCAUUGAUAUACACAGAGAAUAGAGUCGGCCCGAGAAUUGAACCCUGUGGCACCCCCAUAGACUGCCAGAGGUCCAGACAACAGGCCCUCCGAUUUGAAUCAUUGAACUCUAUCUGAGAAGUAGUAGGUGAACCAGGCGAGGCAGUCAUUUGAGAAACCAAGUCUAUUUAGUCUGUCAUUAAGAAUGCGGUGAUUGACAGAGUCAAAAGCCUUGGCCAGGUCGAUGAAGACGGCUACACAGUACUGUCUUUUAUCGAUCGCGUUAUUAUAUAGUUUAGGACCUUGAGCGUGGCUGAGGUGCACCCAUGACCAGCUUGGAAACCAGAUUGCAUAGCGGAGAAGGUACGGUGGGAUUCGAAAUGGUCGGUGAUCUGUUUGUUAACUUGGCUUUCAAAUACUUUCGAAAGGCAGGGCAGGAUAGAUAUAUGUCUGUAACAGUUUGGAUCUAGAGCAUCACCCCCUUUGAAGAGGAGGAUGACCGCGGCAGCUUUCCAAUCUCUGGGGAUCUCAGACGAUACGAAAGAGAGGUUGAACAGGCUAGUAAUAGGGGUUGCGACAAUUUCGGCUGCUAAUUUUAGAAAUAAAGGGUCCAGAUUGUCUAGCCCAGCUGAUUUGUAGGGGUCCAGAUUGUGCAGCUCUUUCAGGACAUCAGCUAUCUGAAUUUGGGUGAAGUUAAAGCGGGGGGGGCAUGGGCAAGUUGCAGCGGAGGGUGCAGAGCUGGUGGCCAGGGUAGGGGUAGCCAGGUGGAAAGCAUGGCCAGCCGUAGCAAAAUGCUUAUUAAAAUUCUCGAUUAUCGUAGAUUUAUCGGUGGUGACAGUGUUUCCUAGCCUCAGUGCAGUGGGUAGCUGGGAGGAGAUGCUCUAAUUCUCCAUGGACUUUAGUGUCCCAAAACUUUUUGGAGUUAGUGCUACAGGAUGCAAAUUUCUGUUUGAAAAAGCUAGCCUUUGCUUUCCUAACUGAUUGUAUAUUGGUUCCUGACUUCCCUGAAAAGUUGCAUAUCGCGGUCCUUGGUCCUGUAACUGUAUAUACAGUGCAUUUGGGAAAGUAUUCGGACCACUUGACUUUUUCCACAUUUUGUUACGUUACAGCCUUAUUCUAAAAUGGAUUACAUUGUUUUUUCCCCUCAUCAAUCUACACACAAUACCCCAUAAUGACAAAGCAAAAACAGGUUUUUAGUUUGCACAUUUAUGAAAAAUAAAUAAAAAUGAAAUCAUAUUUUACCCUUUACUCAGUACUUUGUUGAAGCACCUUUGGCAGCAAUUACAGCCUUGAGUCUUAUUGGGUAUGACGCUACAAGCUUGGCACACCUGUAUUUGCGGAUUUUCUCCCAUUCUUCUAUGCAGAUCCUCUCAAGCUCUGUCAGGUUGGAUGGGGAGCGUCGCUGCACAGCUAUUUUCAGGUCUCCAGAGAUGUUCGAUCGGGUUCAAGUCUGGCCUCUGGCUGGGCCACUCAAGGACAUUCAGAGACUUGUCCCGAAGCCACUCCUGCGUUGUCUUGGCUGUGUGCUUAGGGUUGUUGUCCUGUGGAAGGUGAACCUUCACCCCAGUCUGAGGUCCUGAGCGCUCACCGUAGGGAUGGCGCCAGGUUUCCUCCAGACGAGACGCUUGGCAUUCAGGCCAAAGAGUUCAUUCUUGGUUUCAUCAGACCAGAGAAUCUUGUUUCUCAUGGUCUGAGAGUCCUGUAGGUGCCUUUUGGCAAAUUCCAAGCGGGGGGUCAUGUGCCUUUUACUGAGGAGUUGCUUCCGUCUGGCCACUCUACCAUAAAGGCCUGAUUGGUGGAGUGCUGCAGAGAUGGUUGUCCUUCUGGAAGGUUCUCCCAUCUCCACAGAGGAACUCUGUAGCUCUGUCAGAGUAACUGUUGGGUUCUUGGUCACCAUCAUGACAAAGACCCUUCUCUCCCGAUUGCUCAGUUUGGCCGGGCGGCCAGCUCUAGGGAGAGUCUUGGUGGUUCCAAACCUCUUCCAUUUAAGAAUGAUGGAGGCCACUGUGUUCUUGGGGACCUUCAAUGCUGCAGACAUUUUUUGGUACCCUUCCCCAGAUCUGUGCCUCGACACAAUCCUGUCUCGGAGCUCUACGGUCAUUCCUUUGACCUCAUGGCUUGGUUUUUGCUCUGACAUGCACUGUCAACUGUGGGACCUUAUAUAGACAGGUGUGUGCCUUUCCAAAUCAUGUCCAAUCAAUCAAAUUUACCACAGGUAGACUCCAAUCAAGUGGGAGAAACAUCUCAAGGAUGAUUAAUGGAAACAGGAUGCACCUGAGCUCAAUUUCGAGUCUCAUAGCAAAGUGUCUGAAUACUUUGCAAAAAUGUCAUUAUGGGGUAUUGUGUGUAGAUUGAUGAGAAUAAAAAAUAAUUUAUCAAUUUUUGAAUGAGGCUGCAACGUAACAAAAUGUGGGAAAAGUCCAGGGGUCUGAAUAAGUUCCAAAAUGCACUGUAUAAUGAAUUGGCACUGCCAGUAGAGAAUAGCAUGUUCCCUAAGCUGUUCCAGGGUGUUGUAUGAAGACGUCUGGGUCUUAGUAUUCAGGUUCUUCUGAUUUCCUCUGGAUACAUUUCCCCUAUCUUCUGUUCAGUUAGUAGAGCCUCUGAGGAACAGGCUGCUGCCUGCUCAGUGCUCUAACAGUCUCUAGCAGUCUCCCUUGGAGCAGCCAAUUUAUGUUCCAACAGCCAUGGAAAGCACAGGUUGGCUGCAUGGGUCCCUUUUUUUUCACCUUUAUUUAACCAGGUAAGACAGUUGAGAACAAGUUCUCAUUUACAACUGCGACCUGGCCAAGAUAAAGCAAAGCAGUGCGAUAAAAACAACAACACAGAGUUACAUAUGGGGUAAAACAAAACAAAGUCAAAAAUACAGAAAAAUAUAUAUACAGUGUGUGCAAAUGUAGCAAGUUAUGGAGGUAAGGUAAUAAAUAGGCUAUAGUGCAAAAUAAUUACAAUUAGUAUUAACACUGGAAUGAUAGAUGUGCAAGAGAUGAUGUGCAAAUAGAGAUACUGGGGUGCAAAUGAGCAAAAUAAAUAACAAUAUGGGGAUGAGGUAGUUGGGUGGGCUAAUUUCAGAUGGGCUGUGUACAGGUGCAGUGAUCGGUAAGGUGCUCUGACAACUGAUGCUUAAAGUUAGUGAGGGAGAUAAGAGUCUCCAGCUUCAGAGAUUUUUGCAAUUCGUUCCAGUCAUUGGCAGCAGAGAACUGGAAGGAAUGGCGGCCAAAGGAGGUGUUGGCUUUGGGGAUGACCAGUGAGUUAUACCUGCUGGAGCGCAUACUACGGGUGGGUGUUGCUAUGGAGACCAAUGAGCUAAGAUAAGGCGGGGAUUUGCCUAGCAGUGAUUUAUAGAUGGCCUGGAGCCAGUGGGUUUGGCGACGAAUAUGUAGUGAGGACCAGCCAACAAGAGCGUACAGGUCACAGUGGUGGGUAGUAUAUGGGGCUUUGGUGACAAAACAGAUGGCACUGUGAUAGACUACAUCCAAUUUGCUGAGUAGAGUGUUGGAGGCUAUUUUGUAAAUUACAUCGCCAAAGUCAAGGAUCGGUAGGAUAGUCAGUUUUAUGAGGGCAUGUUUGGCAGCAUGAGUGAAGGAGGCUUUGUUGCGAAAUAGGAAGCCGAUUCUAGAUUUAACUUUGGAUUGAAGAUUCUUAAUGUGAGUCUGGAAGGAGAGUUUACAGUCUAACCAGACACCUAGGUAUUUGUAGUUGUCCACAUACUCUAGGUCAGACCCGUCGAGAGUAGUGAUUCUAGUCGGGUGGGCGGGUGCCAGCAGCGUUCGAUUGAAGAGCAUGCAUUUCGUUUUACUAGUGUUUAAGAGCAGUUGGAGGCUACUGAAGGAGUGUUGUAUGACAUUGAAGCUCGUUUGGAGGCUUGUUAACACAGUGUCCAAUGAAGGGCCAGAUGUAUACAAAAUGGUGUCGUCUGCGUAGAGGUGGAUCUGAGAGCCACCAGCAGCAAGAGCGACAUCAUUGAUAUACACAGAGAAAAGAGUCGGCCCAAGAAUUGAACCCUGUGGCACCCCCAUAGAGACUGCCAUAGGUCCCUUAACUCCCUCUGAUCUGCCUAAUUUGUUUAAUAACAUGUAAAGAAGCAUCAGCUUGCUGCUGGCCCGCCGUCACUGUCACUCUUCCGGACUCUGUGGCUGGCGUCUCCCUUUUCCUUUCUUUUUCUUCUCUUUUCUACUCCCUCGCUUAAUCCUUUGUAGCACAGCUAAGGUGCCUGCGUAGUCUGGUUAGGGAGUAAUUAGUUCUCUCUCGCUCUUUCGCUCUCUCUCAGCUCUGUCUGUCCAAGUGAAAAAGUGAGGGAUGAUGAAGAGGAGGCUGUUGCAGAAGCUUGGCCUUCCAACGGCUGAAGUGACACCCGGCUGUCACAGGCCCUGUCAUUCUGUGUCAGUUAGACCAAUCAGCCGGCCACAUCUGCUCUUCUAUACCCAAUCGGUAUCUGCCCUGGAGGCCCGCAGCCGCCUGGUGAUUGGCAUGUUGUCACCGCCAGAGGCGUGGAGCGGAUAUCUGAUCUUGACACUUUCGAUUUGUUGAUGUUUGCGCUGCGACAGAAUUCCAAUGAAGGAAGCCACAUAAUUCCACAGGGUGUAAUACAAUGCCAGGAAAUGUGGGUGGGUUGGAAAUUGGUUUGAGCAACACAGUCUGUCUCAGUUGUCUCCUAUGUUUUACGACAAAUUAGAUUUGGGCUAGUGCUCUGCUCUAGCACUCAUGAACCAGGGAGUGGCGGUGCUCAUUCUGCCCCAUCAAAGCUCUUUCAUUAUCUGCUAUGAUUACUUCAAUAUACAGUAGGAAUCAUAUGAUAUAAUAUCGUAAUACGCUUACUGUGUAUCAUGGCGUCUGGUGACAAUUAUGGGUCAUGAAUACUAGGCCUACAUCAUAAUACUAAAGUAUGUCGGUCAUAAAGCAUCUGAGUAGGAAUGCUGAUCUAGGAUCAGUUCCCAUCUGUCCAUAUGUUGUUCAUUAUGAUCUUAAAUCAGAUCAAAAUAAACUUUAUUUCAAAGUGCUUAGCAAAUAGAAUAAUACAAUUUGAGAAAGAUAAAAACACUUUCUAUACCAUAUACAAUUUAAAUAGACAAGAAUAAAAUUAAGACUCCAAUUAAAAUGGUAAAACAAUAGUAAAAUAAAAAAUGGACGAGGAGGCUAUUGCAUAAAAAUACAAAAUAUAAAUAAGAUAUACUAUAUAUACUGAACAAAAAUAUGAACACAACAUGUAAAGUGAAAUAAAAGAUCCCAGUAAUUUUCCAUACGCACAAAAAGAUUAUCUCAAAUUUUGCGCACAAAUUUGUUUACAUCCCUGUUAAUGAGCAUUUCUCCUUUGCCAAAAUAAUCAAUCCACCUGACAGGUGUGGCAUAUCAAGAAGCUGAUUAAACUGCAUGAUCAUUGCACAGGUGCACAUUGUGCUGGGGGGCAAUAAAAGGCCAAUCUAAAAUGUGCAGUUUUGUCACACAACACAAUGCCACAAAUGUCUCAAGUUUGAGGGAGCGUGCAAUUGGCAUGCUGACUGCAGGAAUGUCCACCAGAGCUGUUGCCAGAUAAUUGAAUGUUAAUUUCUGUACCAUAAGCCGCCUCAAUGUCGUUUUAGAGAAUUUGGCAGUACGUCCAACCGGCCUCACACCCGCAGACCACGCGUAACCACCCCAGCCCAGGACCUCCACAUCCGGCUUCUUCACCUGCGGGAUCGUCUAAGACCAGCCACCCGGACAGCUGAUUAAAACUGGGUUUGCACAACCGAAGAAUAUCUGAACAAACUGUCAGAAACCGUCUCAGGGAAGCUGAUCAGCGUGCUUGUUGUCCUCACCAGGGUCUUGACUGCAGUUCGGCGUCGUAACCGACUUCAGUGGGCAAAUGCUGAUUUUCGAUGGCCACUGGCAUAGUGGGCUCUUCACAGAUGAAUCCUGGUUUCAACUGUACCGGGCAGAUGGCAGACAGCGUGUAUGGCGUCAUGUGGGCAAGCGUUUUUGCUGAUGUCAUCGUUGUGAACAGUGUGUCCCAUGGUGGCAGUGGGGUUAUGGUAUGGCAGGCAGGCAUAAGCUACGAACAAUGAACACAAUUGCAGUCUAUCGAUGGCAAUUUGAAUGCACAGAGAUACCGUGAUGAGAUCCUGAGGUCCAUUGUCAUGCCGUUCAUCCGCAGCCAUCACCUCAUGUUUCGGCAUAAUGCACAGCCCCAUGUCGCAAGGAUCUGUACACAAUUCCUGGAAGCUGAAAAUGUCCCAGUUCUUCCAUGGCCUGCAUACUCACCAGACGUAUCACCCAUUGAGCAUGUUUGGGAUGUUCAGGAUCGACGUGUACGGCAGCGUGUUCCAGUUCCCUCCAAUUACCAGCAACUUCGCACAGUCAUUGAAGAGGAGUGGGACAACCUUCCACAGGCCACAGUCAAUAGCCUGAUCAACUCUAAGCGAAGGAGAUGUGUUGCGCUGCAUGAGGCAAAUGGUGGUCACACCAGAUACUGACUGGUUUUCUGAUCCACACCUAGGGCUGUUAUGGUGACCAUAUUACCGCCACACCGGCGGUCACGAGUCAUGAUGGCAGUCGAAUUCCACGUCACCAUUUUAGUCACGGUAAUUAGGCUUUUCCCAGCUCUGAUGCUGCUGAUAGUCAUUAGUAGCCUACAAAACGUGCUAACUGCCUGGUACUCAGCACUCUAUUGUCCCUCUAAUCACUCUGACAUCAAUGCCGUGAGUGUGCAAAACUGUCAUCAAGGCAAAGGGUGGCUAUUUUGAAGAAUUUCAAAUAUAAAAUAUAUUUUGAUUUAUUAAACACUUUUUUGGUUACUACAUGACGUGUUAUUUCAUAGUUUUGAUGUCUUCACUAUUCUACAAUGUAGAAAAUAGUAAAAAAUAAAUAAGAACCCUUGAAUGAGUAGGUGUGUCCAAACUUUUGACAGGUACUGUAUAUUAUUUAGUAUAUGUAAAGACAAGAUUAAAUCAAUAGUCUGAUGGGUGACAAUAUUAGCCUAUCACUUGUGAAUGAUGCCCAGCUUGUGUGCAGUAAGACAAACACAUGCCUUUUUUCUUGUGACUUUUUCAAAUCAUAGUCGCGCACCUCAUGUAGCCUAGCGCAUAGGCCUAUAUGUUUUGAUCGCAACUAAAGUGGCCAAAUAACUUAUUCAAAUUUAAGCACAUUAUUCAGCUUUACAACAGGUUUAGAGCCUAACUGGCAUACAUACGCAGCAUGUGAGUUUCAAGUUUGGGGAAGAUAAUUUUCACCAUAAUAAAAGCAUAGCAUGCGUAAUCGCAUUUGCAGUCACUUUUGAGAAUGGUGUUUUCCCACUAAUGUAACAUUCGCGCUUAUAGCCUACUGUGCGCAUUGCUGCGCUUAUAAUUUUAAAGAAAUAACCUAAUUGUCACGCCCUGACUCAGGGGACGCUUAAAUGUUGAGUCAGGGUGUGUAUAUUCUUUGUUGUGCGUUUUCUAUGUUGUAUAUUCUAGUAUAUGUGGAUCUAUGUUGGCCGGUGUGGUUCCCAAUCAGAGGCAGCUGUCGCUCGUUGUCGCUGAUUGUGCCAAUAGGCUGCUUAAGUAUGGUCCCCAGUCUAGUUGUGGGAUCUUGUUCCGUGUAAGGUAUGUUGUGUGUGCUACCUUGGACUUCACGUUUCGUUUCUUGUUUUGUCGUGGUGUUUAUUCAGUGAAAAUAAACAUGUAUGCAUAUCACGCUGCGCCUUGGUCUGUCCCGUCAUUCAACGAACGUGACAGAAGAUCCCACCAAACGAGGACCAAGCAGCGUGCCCAGGCGGAGCGAAGGGCCAUGUCACAGGUGGGCAAGUUGUGGUCAUGGGAAGAGAUAUUUGUGGGGAAAGGACCAUGGGCUAAGGUAGAUGCCCAGGCAGGAGAGGAGCAACGGCAACACGGAGGAGGCCGGUCGAGGAGGAAGCCCAAGAGACAGCCCCAAGAAAAAAUUUUGGGGGGGCACACGGGGUGGUUGGCGGAGCCUAGGGUUAGAGCAGAGCCAACUCCCCGCACUCACGCGAGAAGGCGUAUGACUGGGCAAGCUCCGUGUUAUGCGGAGCUACGUACUGUGUCGCCAGUGCGCCGGCACAGUCCUGUACGUCCUGUGCUUGCACCACGCACGUGCCGUGCGAAGAUGGGCAUCCAGCCAGGACGGGGUGUGGCCGGCUCAACGCUCCUGGUCUCCAGUACGCCUCCUCGGUCCCGCAUAUCCUGCACCAGUUCUACGAGCUGUAUCGCCAGUGCGCGUGCACAGCCCAGUGCGUCCUGUGCCAGCGCCCCGCACGUGUAGUGCGAAAGUGGGCAGCCAGCCAGGACGGGUUGUGCCAGCUCUCCGCUCCAGACCUCCAGUCCGCCUUCGCAGUCCGGUCCGGCCCGUUCCUGCUCAUCGCACCAAGCCAGUGGUGCGCGUCGCCAGCCCGGCCCGGCCCGUUCCUGCUCCUCGCACCAAGCCAGUGGUGCGCGUCGCCAGUCCGGCUCGGCCUGUUCCUGCUUCUCGCACCAAGCCAGUGGUGCGCGUCGCCAGCCCGGCCCGGCCCGUUCCUGUCCCUCGCACCAAGCCAGUGGUGCACGUCGCCAGUCCGGCUCGGCCUGUUCCUGCUCCUCGCACCAAGCCAGUGGUGCGCGUCGCCAGCCCGGCCCGUUCCUGUCCCUCGCACCAAGCCAGUGGUGCGUUUGUCCUGUCUGGCACGGCCCGUGCCCGUUCCACCGGGGCCUGGUCCGGCACCGGUCAGCUGCUCCACUCCGGAGCCAGAGCAGUCCGCUCCACCGGUGCCUGAUCCAGUGCCGGUCAGCUGUUCCACUCCGGAGCCAGAGCAGUCCGCUCCACCGGUGCCUGAUCCAGCUCCGGUCAGCUGCUCCACUCCGGAGCCAGAGCAGUCCGCUCCACCGGGGUCAGUCCAGCUCCGGUCAGCGGCUCCAGUCCAGACCAUAACGUCAGCCCCUCUCCAGGUUCGGGGUCUCCCACACCAGGGUCCAGACAGGGCCUGGCGUAUCGUGGGAGGAAGGAGAGGGGAAGUAGCGCGCCGAGGUCCAGACCAGACCAGGGGCGCAACAGGGAGGCGGAGAGUGAGAGGUCGUCACGCCCCGAGCCGGAUCCGCCUCUGAGCCGGAUCCUCCUCUGAGCCGGAUCCUCCUCCGAGGCGGAAUGCCCACCCGUCCCCUACCCUGUUAUGUUUAUGUUGUGCGGUCGGAGUCCGCACCUUUGGGGGGGGGGGGGGGGGAUACUGUCACGCCCUGACUCAGGGGACGCUUAAAUGUUGAGUCAGGGUGUGUAUAUUCUUUGUUGUGCGUUUUCUAUGUUGUAUAUUCUAGUAUGUGUGGAUCUAUGUUGGCCGGUGUGGUUCCCAAUCAGAGGCAGCUGUCGCUCAUUGUCUCUGAUUGGGGACCAUACUUAAGCAGCCUAUUGGCACUGUAGUUGUGGGAUCUUGUUCCGUGUAAGGUAUGUUGUGUGUGCUACCUUGGACUUCACGUUUCGUUUCUUGUUUUGUCGUGGUGUUUAUUCAGUGAAAAUAAACAUGUAUGCAUAUCACGCUGCGCCUUGGUCUGUCCCGUCAUUCAACGAAUGUGACACUAAUAGUUUAUCAACAUUUUAAGCUAAACGUUCUGAUCUGUUGUGUCAACCUCAUUGCUUAAAAACGUUUUUUUGAUGCUAGUGGUAUUCAUUUGGAAUCUAUCCCAUCCCACAACUGUCCCAGACUAUGUUUGGAAUAUUUUUUUCUCGCACUGAAUAGAAUAGGUCAACAUUUUUUGUACUAUGGGGAUAGAUUGAAUUAUAAUUAUUAUAUUCAGCCCAAGGGCACAACAGCCACUGGCCGCAAAAGGCAUGGAUAUUUUUAGGGGGCAUUAUGGCCACACACAGGGGAUGCCGCCAGGAAAUUCGAGGCAUUAGCAAGUGCUUGUCAAAUUGUGAAUGCGAGACUGAUGAAGUGUGUACAGCCUGCGCAAAAAGCGAAGCAAAGCUUAUGCCUUUUCAAGCGACUUUUUCCAAAUCAUCAUUAGUCGCAUCAUGCAGCCUUAGAAUGUAUUAAAAAUCAAAACAUAUAGCCCAUCAUUUGUAUCACAACUAAAAUUACAUAAAUAACUCUAAGUUAAGCAUAUAGUACCUGUUUUCUUUAACUGCUCAACACAGAAAUGCGCACUCUCUCAAAUCGUUUGGAGAAAAUAAUAUCGAUUCUAUUUCAUUCAGCUAUGUUCAAUUGUAUUCUUCAUACUAUAAAAUAAUACCAUGGAAUUCUAAGCAAAUCUUGUCUGCUAAAUUAACUAGUGUAGACCACAGCCAUAUGGCAUAGCCAGAUCAGGGCCUAACAUAAGGACAACUCAGAGUAUGCUGUUCUGUUCUUCUGAAAUAGACUACAUUUUCUUCAUAUCAUGUUUCUUUAGACCUGUCUAAAAUAAAUAAUGUUUUUUUUUGUGAUGGUGUUGGCUAUAUUACAUGGAUUUAUUAGACAUUUUAAAAUGUAGAUGUUCCAAAGGUCUGCAUCAGUGGCUUGUAGGCUAUGCGUGGAAGACAGGAGAUGCUAAAUGUGUUUAUUUUAAUUAAUGGUAAAUUACCGUGAGACCGGCAGUUAUUUGUUUGACAAUCACCGGCUGACAAAAUUUCAUGACCGCCACAGCCCUAUCCACGGCCCUACCUUAAAAAAAAGUUAUGUGACCAACAGAUGCAUAUCUAUGUUCCCUGUCAUGUGAAAUACAUAGAUUAGGGCGUAAUGAAUUUAUUAAAAUCUUUGAAGUUGUUGCGUCUUAUAUUUUAGUUCACUGUAGAAUGGAACAAAAUAAAUAAAAUUGAUAGUAUUACUAAAAUCACCCUUAGUAAAACCAUGGCUAAAAUUGUGUUUUUAAGCUUUUUCUUAAAAAUGUCUACAGUUUCUGAGGCCCUCAGAUCCUCUAGCACGCCUGAAAGCAGCCUCACCAAACGUAAAAACUGAAAUGUAUCUACAGCCGAAAAUAACUUUUGGAUAUUAGAUUGGUGGUCACUCACCAGAAAUUAAAGCAGAAAUUCAACUUUCUUGACCUGGAUCCUUUGUUUGAACUUCCCAAAGCAGCGCUAUUCAUCUGCACUAAAACGCAGACGCCGGAGAAGAGGAAGAAGCGGGGCCAUAGUCCGACUCAGGCAGUGUGUAUACCAUUCACCGCUUCCAAAUAUUACUCGCCCGUUUUCAGUCCCUGGACAAUAAAGUAAAUGAGUUUAGGGCGAGGAUCUCCUUCCAGAGAGACAUCAGGGACUGUAACAUUAUCUGUUUUACGCUGUCAUGGCUCUUUCCGGAUAUAUUAUCCCUGUACAUUUAGCCAGAUGGGUUCUCCAUCCAUUGCGUGCACAGGAAGAAAGAACUCCCUUGGAAAAAUAAAGGCGGAAGGGUUUGUUUCAUGAUUAACAACUCAUGGUGUGAUUGUGUUAACGUGCAGGAACUCAAGUCCUUUUGUUCUCCCAAUCUGGAAUACCUCACCAUCAAAUGCCGACCAACUUAACUAUUGAGAGAAUUUUCUUCUGUCAUCAUCACUGCUGUGUAUAUUCCACCCCCUAAGCCGACACCGUAACAGCUCUCAAGGAACUACACUGGACUAUGGGCAAACUGGAAACCGCAUAUCUUGAGACCGCAUUUAUUGUAGCUGGCGACUUCAAUAAAGGAAAUCUGAGGAACACUACCGAAAUUCUAUAAACACAUCUCUUGUGCUACACGCACAUCAUGGGCCCUGGAUCAUUGCUACUCUCACUUCUGGGAUGGAUACAAGGCCCUCCCCCGCCCUCCAUUUGGCAAAUCAGAUCACGCCUCCAUUCUGCUCCUCCCCACCCAUAGGCAGAAACUUCAACAGGAAGCACCCGUGGUAAGGACUGUUCAACGUUGGUCUGACCAAUCGGAAUCUAUGCUUCAACAUUGUUUUGCGGACUGGGAAAUGUUCUGGGUCGCCUCUGAGAAUAGAAUCGACAUACACAGACUCAUUGACUGGGUUCGUCAGGAAGUGCAUAGAAGAUGUUCCCACUGUGACGAUUAGAACUUAUCCAAACAAAGCCGUGGAUAGAUGGCAGCAUUCGCGCAAAACUGAAAGCUAGGAACAUGGACGUGUACAAACAGACCAGCUAUGACCUCCGUAAGUGUUACGCCCCUGAAAAAGGGGAGAAAUAAUCACGAGAUUGAUGCAGUUGUUUCCUCACUGAAAACUUUAGUAUAAUGCUUUUACAAAAAUACCACAUUUUACAGAACAACAGAUCUACAGGAACCAGAGUUUUGUAGGGUACAAAGCUUAUUCAAGUCACAACAGCAUAAACUGUAAUUCACUAAAACAUAUACAAAUGUUUCAAUAUAACUGUCAAACACAAAGUAGCUUUAGCUCAGUAACCCAUAACUACAUUUAUCAACCAUGUCAACAAAGUAUUCGAAACACAUUAUACAAAUAACCCCAAAUAUAUUAUUAACAGCGCACAUGUUCAUUCACAAUUAGCAUAAAAUGGCAGCUACUCUCAGUACGAAGCUAAUCUUCGCUGCAACCAAGCAGAUUUCACUCACACACGCACCUAAUAACUCUCUUCAACUUAACUCUAACUUACUCAAGAUGUUACUAACACAUACCUUAAACUCUCUUGACAUGUUAGCAAGUUAUUACAUUCAGAUUAACUCGUUUUAUAUCAAUAACGUACCUGAAAAAGGGGAGAAAUAAUCACGAGAGUGAUGCAGUUGUUUCCUCACUGAAAACUUUAGUAUAAUGAGGAAAAAAGACUGCGAUUUCCCCAGAAAGUUGGGUGGAGACCAGAGCAAUCGAUCUCAGGCUCAUAGAUUAAGAGCAUUUAGUAGAUCACAGAUUAACACUUUUACCCUUAAAUUAGGCACCACAAAGUAAAGUAGUCAAUAUAACGUUUACACAUUCCUCUUACAAUAUUUACCCUUUUACACUUGACGGAUUUUAACACAUUUAUGAAUUUUAUCAAUCUCUAUGAACUAGUACUGGAUGCAUGAUCUUUUUAACCUUAGAUAUUUUAAGAUCCUUACAUACCAUGAACUUACUAAUACUUUUUAGUGUAUAACAGGCUAUGAAUAUGUCCUUUAACCUGUCACAUAAGGCUAUCACCUGGACGAGAAAUACCUAUGUCAGAAUGCUGUUCAUUGACUACAGAUCAGCCUUCAACACCAUAGUGCCCUUCAAGCUCGUCACUGAUGCUCGGGGCCCUGGGUGUGAACCCCUCCCUGUGCAACCGGGUUCGGGACUUCCUGACGGGCCGAACCCCAAGUUGUGAAGGUAGGCAACAACACGUGCUCAGCCUCCUCCUGUCCUCCCUGUUCACGCACGUCUCCAAGUCAAUCAUCAAGUUUGCUGACGACACAACAGUGGUAGGCCUGAUUACCAACAAUGAUGAGACGGCCUACAGGGAAGAGGUGAGAGCCCUGGCGGAGUGGUGCCAGGAAAGUAACCUCUCCCUCAACGUCAACAAAACGAAGGAGCUGAUUGUGGACUUCAGGAGACAGCCGAGAGAGCACGUCCCCAUCUACAGCAACGGGCCGCAAUGGAGUGGGUCAAAAGCUUCAAGUUCCUUGGCGUGCACAUCAUUGAACACCUGAAAUGGUCCCUUCACACAGACGAUGUGGUGAAGAAAGCCUAACAGCGCCUGGUAUGGCAAUUGCACCGUCAGCCCAAUGCAUCACCGGCGACAUACUGCCUGCCCUCCAGGACGUCUACAGCACCCAGUGUCACAGGAAGGCCAAGAAGAUCAUCAAGGACCUCAGCCACCCUAGCCAUGGCCUGUUCACCCCGCUACCAUCUAGAAGAUGGAGACAGUACAGGUGCAUCAAAGCUGGGACCAAAAGACUGAUAAACAGCCUCUAUCUCCAGGCCAUCAGACUGUUAAACUGUCAACACUAGCCUGCCUUCGCCCAGUACCCUGCCCUGAACCUUAGUCACUGUUACUAGCCGGCUACCACCCGGUACUCUACCCUGCACCUUAAAUUAUGCUGCCCUAUGUACAUAGUCAUUGAACACUGGUCACUUUAAUAAUGUUGCAUACAGGUUUUACACACUUUAUAUGUAUAUACUGUAUUCUAGUCAUGGCUCAUCCUAUAUAACUACUUCUGUACAUAUUUUCUAUUCACAUACUGUCUAUACACACCAGUAUUUAUUUAUUUAUUUAAUAACAUUGCUCGUUCUGAUGUUUUUUUAUUUCUUUACAUUUAGGGGGAUUAUGUGUGUGUUGAUUUGUAUUGCUGGAUAUUACUGCACUUUUGGAGCUAGAAACACAAGCAUUUCGCUGCAUCUGCGAUUAACAUCUGCAAAUCUGUGUAAGCAACCAAUAAACUUUGAUUUGAUCCUAGAUCAGCAAUCAUACUCUGAGGAACUAUGAACACCAGCUCUGCUUUGUAGUCUCUCUAUUCACUUUUUGGCAGUUGCUGUUGUUGCCUUAUUUAUUUAGUUGCCUGUUUGUGUGUUUAGCUGUAAACAGAAGCUGUAUGCAGAGAAGUUGCCCAACACCAGCAUCAUCAUACCGUUCCACAACGAGGGCUGGUCGUCCCUGCUCAGGACUGUACACAGCGUGCUCAACCGCUCCCCCCCUGAGCUCAUUGCUGAGGUCAUACUGGUGGACGACUUCAGCGACAAA
This is a messenger RNA of Coregonus sp. 'balchen', 19279 nucleotides long. Lineage: Eukaryota; Metazoa; Chordata; Actinopteri; Salmoniformes; Salmonidae. The record is from the annotation of a GenBank genome assembly.